Aphis gossypii (cotton aphid) is the source of this 2700-nucleotide messenger RNA. RefSeq lists its product as uncharacterized. Gene Ontology annotation, biological process: Mo-molybdopterin cofactor biosynthetic process. Bases 180 to 1241 code for a protein of 353 amino acids. Gene Ontology annotation, molecular function: metal ion binding; GTP 3',8'-cyclase activity; cyclic pyranopterin monophosphate synthase activity. Lineage: Eukaryota; Metazoa; Arthropoda; Insecta; Hemiptera; Aphididae. The transcript has 8 exons. The record is from RefSeq and is a predicted model, not a curated record.
AACAGAAACCAUAUUAGUCGUUCGUGAGAUAAGCACUACGUCGAAGUUCAUAUGUCAAGUUACCAGAAUUCAAUAUAAUAUCUAAUGGUAACCGGUUGUACAGUAUUGCCCAGCACUUACAACUCUCUAGACGUGUGCAAUACAGUUACAUACUAAUAUCGUUGGUAAAAUUCUACACAAUGUUGCUGAGUACAAUUUGUAAGAACAAGUGGUCUGUCAAAUCGAUUUCGACAAAAAAUUCAUCACUUGAUGAAAUUUUGACGGACACAUUUGGUAGGAAGCAUAAUUAUCUUCGAGUGUCACUGACUGAACGUUGUAAUCUUAGAUGUGAAUAUUGUAUGCCACUCAAAGGUACAAAACUGUCGGAACAGUCAAAGUUGCUUUCAAAUAACGAAAUAGUCCGUUUAGUUUCGUUAUUUGCCAAAUAUGGGGUCGAUAAAAUUCGAAUCACUGGUGGAGAACCUACAGUGAAAAAGGAUAUUAUUCAAAUAGUUGAAUCACUCAGAAAUAUCAAAACACUUAAAACCAUUGCGAUGACCACGAAUGGUUUAACUUUAACAAAAUAUUUGGUGGAUUUCCAACGAGCUGGAUUAAAUGCACUAAACGUUAGUUUAGACACGUUGCAACAAAAUACGUAUGGAAAAAUCACUAGAAGAGACGGUCAAUUAUUGAAAAGGGUAUUGGCGGGCAUCGAUUUGGCAUUGCAAUUAGGAUUCAGUCCAGUUAAAGUGAAUUGCGUAUUGAUGAGAGGAAUAAAUUUCGACGAAUUACGUGAUUUUGUUGAAAUGACCAGACACCGGACAAUCAGUUAUCGCUUUAUUGAGUUCAUGCCUUUUUCAAUGAAUGACUGGGACGAAAAGCGAAUGGUACCUUAUAAAGAGGCAAUACGAGAGAUUAUGAAGUCGUAUCCUAAUUUCGAACCUUGCAAUAAUGAGCCAAAUUCAACUUCAAAGAUGUAUCGGGUGCCAGGAUUUGUAGGUAACAUUGGCUUCAUAUCGUCCAUGACCGAAGAUUAUUGCGAUAGCUGUAACCGACUCAGAUUAAUGGCAGAUGGAAAUCUUAAGGCAUGCUUAUUUCAAAAUAACGAAAUUAGUUUGAGAGAUCCGCUUCGAGAAGGAGCUUCAGAUGAAGAGUUACUAGACAUCAUAUCAAACGCUGUGAAUGACAAAAAGCGGAAACAUGCUGGAAUGAAAAAUCUUCCUCGUAUGCCAAAUCGCCCAAUGAUCUUGAUCGGCGGAUGAGUAAUUCCGACAACACAUACAUCACAUAAUGCAUUGCUUAUAAUGUAAGACAAAUAUUUUAAGGUCUAAAACCUUUAUACUUAUGCCGCAGUGCGGAUUUACCAAAGUCCAGAAGUGUGCUCAUCUUCUUUUUUAACUGGAAGGAGAGAUAUAAAAUUAUGAAGUACAUAAUUUUACUUUAAUGUUUAUAUUUAAACAUUUUUUAAAUUUUUUAUUUAGAAGUUAAUAAUAAUUAUUAUAUUACUCAAAAUUAUAAUUUAAUAACUGCAGAUAAGACUAAACUUUAUAUUAAACUAUUAUAUUCGAAAAAAAAUAUCAAAUAAAUGUUUAUAUAGAUUGGGAUGAAUGGAUAUAUAUUAUACAUAUAUGUAUAUAUUUUUUAUUAGAAAAUCAAUUAUUGGUUAUUGAUCUCUAAAUGAUGGCAAGUCCUGGUCUCGACAUAUUUUAUUCGGAAGGUUAGAUAAGACCUAACUAAAUAAAAAACAACUAAUAAGACAUAAUAUUAAAAUGUCACUAGCAAUAAUAUUUAUUGGAAAAAAAAACUAAAAACAAAUCAAAAAUGUCAAAUAUUUAUGUAAAUAAAUAAUAAGUCAAAAUAUUUUGAAAUUUUACAUCGUACCUACAUGAAAAUUGUUGAACAUAUUUUGAUGAAAAUGUCAUAAUUAUUCAUUUUUAAUAGCAAUAACGCAAAUAAAUUAUAUACAUUUUGUUUAUAAUAUGAUGGAAUACCUAAGUUAAUAGUCCAAACAUCAGUGAUUUAACAUAAAGUAUAACUUUUUUAGAUCUUUUCUGAUUUCUUAUAGGUAUUGAUUUAAAAUAUGAAAAUUUAAAACUUUGUACUGUGUAAUCGUAUUACUUAUAUUAUAUUAUUUUAAAGAUAUCUUAAUAGCCAUAACGACUUAAAUGGCUUUUCACCGCGAGGCUGUAAUAAUAUAAACCCAAUUUCACUGUUAUAGGCGAACAGAUAAAAAAAAAAUGUAUUUACUACUUAAAGAAGUCUGAUUGUUAAUUAUUAAUUAACUUAUUUAUUUUAUAUUUUUAAUUAAUAAAUCUAUCUACGACCCUGAAAUGUAUUUUUAAUGAUCCAUGAGUCCACGACGAUGUCAAAAAACACACACAAUUAAAUGCACACUAUAUUGUUUUGUCUUAUGAUGCGUAAACUAUAAUAUUAGUAUUCCCACGGUUUUUGAACGAUUUCCGUGAAUCCUCACACGUCCACGUUUUCGAGAAUCACCCGUUCUUACGCUUACUCAAAAGAAAAAAAAAACAGAUUUUUAAUGUGCAAACAUUUUAAGUCGUAGCGAGUUUCGAGGGUGUCCUUAAACGCGACGAGGCGGUGGACUAGUUUUUGAUUUUUGUUUUUUUUUUUUUUCUAACUCAAUUCACUUGGCGCCGUCAUACUCACAUAAUAGAUAGGUACCUACAACACAAAAUGUAAGUCGGUCGAAAAUGUUUUUCC